AUGGAAAUUGAUCAUGAAGAAAUGGGUGUGAAGUAUGCCGUAAAAUAUGCCAUACCUGCUCAUAAUGGUGAUGUUAGAACUAUAGCGGCUACUAGAUAUCCAGAAAAUAGUUUUGUUACAGGGUCUAGAGAUAGACUGGUUAAGCUGUGGGCUCCGAAUACUGAUGGUGGCUAUAACGAAGCUACUGUGUUCUGUGGAGCCACUAAGUAUGUAUCAAGCUUGUGCGCUUUGCCAGCUAGUGAUGAAUAUCCUGAAGGUCUAAUUUUAGCUGGUAGUAAUGAUUGUUACAUUUAUGGAUUUGCUAUCAAUCAUGCAGAACCUGUCAUGAAAUUACUUGCUCAUUCUGGCAAUGUUUGUUCUUUGUCUGCUGGACCUAUUGGGACUUUUGUAAGUGGAUCAUGGGAUAAAACAGCAAGAGUUUGGUCUGGACAGAAAUGUCAUUUAGUUUUAAGUGGCCAUCAGGAAGCAGUUUGGGCAGCUGAGUUUCUGCCUGAACCAAAUCUUGUUCUAACUGCCUCAGCGGACCAUACUAUUCGUUUGUGGUGCUCAGAAAAAUGCGAAAAAGUUUACGAAGGUCAUACUGAUUGUGUAAGAGGUUUGGCUGUUUUACGUGUUGGGAAUUUUUUGUCGUGUAGCAAUGACUACACAGUGCGGUUGUGGUCCAUAGAGGGCAACUGCUUAGCGAUUUAUAAGAGUCAUAGCUCUUACAUAUACGGAAUAACUCUCUUAAACACCGGAGGAGAUUUUGCAACUUGUGGGGAAGACGGUAGAGUAAAAAUUUGGAGAAAUGGAGACUGUGUGCAAAGUAUAAACUUUUCUGGCAAAACAUUGUGGUCAAUAACUUGCGCAUCGAAUGGAAAUUUAGCAGUUGGAUGUAGUGAUGGAACCUUGUAUAUUCUUGGGGAAAUACCUACUGGAGACGCUCCUGGAGAAGUUUUAGAGGAGAAACACUUGCGCGAAAUUUUUGGAAAGCAGCAUAAUGUUGACAGCACCAUCCUAGAUAAAGGAGAUUUUGAUGGCGAAACGAGGUUGGUUUUUGAACAAGAGAAUGAUUGUAUGGUUGUAUAUUCAUGGGAUGCCACAACAAGCCAGUGGAAAAAGAAGGAUGUCGUUUCAGAAGGGGUGAUUGGAAAUAUAGCUAAAUCACAUCAAGUUAACAAAGAAGGGGUGAAAACCUUGAACUUUAACGUUGAUGUUGAAGGUGUCAUGUAUCAAAUUGGGUAUAAAGCGGGUGAAAAUCCUUGGGAUGUAGCUCAGAAAUUUGUAGUUGAGCACAAUUUAGCAGUCGACCACAUUGCACAGAUUGCAACUUUCAUCUUAGACAAAACAGGUGAUGGCUCAUGGAAUGCUAAUGAUGUUUUAUAUAAGGAAAAAUUUAUCAGCUAUUCAAUUUCAAACGUUGAUGGUCUAGCUGCAAAGUUGGCUGAAUUCAACUCGAAAGUGGGUAAAGAACAUCAACUGUCAGAAGACGAAUUGAAAAGCCUCAUGGUUUUAGUGACUUUGCCUAAAACAGUUACUGUGAACCAGAUGACUGCACUAGAAACUGCUCUCAUGUGGGAGGAUGAAUACUUGUAUCCAGUUUUGGAUUUAUUACGUUUGGCAGUGAAAUCCGUUGGAAUGCAUAGCAAUACUUCUAAUCCUAGUUUCAUAAAUUACCUUUUGCAAGUGUUGCCCUCAAACGAAAUGUUGGAUGAAUCGCAAUUUAAUCAUUAA
This is a messenger RNA of Uloborus diversus, 1713 nucleotides long. RefSeq names its product phospholipase A-2-activating protein-like. Gene Ontology annotation, cellular component: nucleus; cytoplasm. The coding region runs from base 1 to 1713 and encodes 570 amino acids. NCBI's taxonomy places the organism in Eukaryota, Metazoa, Arthropoda, Arachnida, Araneae, Uloboridae. Gene Ontology annotation, biological process: ubiquitin recycling; proteasome-mediated ubiquitin-dependent protein catabolic process. The record is from RefSeq and is a predicted model, not a curated record. Gene Ontology annotation, molecular function: ubiquitin binding. The transcript has a single exon.